Molecule: messenger RNA, 360 nt
Organism: Fraxinus pennsylvanica
Lineage: Eukaryota; Viridiplantae; Streptophyta; Magnoliopsida; Lamiales; Oleaceae
Source: the annotation of a GenBank genome assembly
AUGUUCAUUAAGGUUGGGCCAAAAUUUGAUUUCCUUCGUCUAGAAAUUUCACAUAUAACCGUUAAGUCUCCACUUCUGAAUGCUUUGUUCAAAUGUUUGUUCUAUGCCGAUUAUAGUAAUCGGGGUUCUAUAUGCACUGCUAAAACGGAUAAUUCUACCUGGACUAAGGCAGUGCAGAUCAAUCUGAACAAUGUUUUUAAUGCCCUGGAGUUAAACGUGAAUCUUCACAAUGGUUUUUACACAGCUAUGGCAGGAGAAAGGUCUGACAGGAUUUAUGGCCUUAUUCAAUGUAGAGGCGACGUUUCAACAUCAAAUUUUGCCAAUUGCACGCGGGAGUCAUUCAAGGUGACAUCAAAGUGA